Molecule: messenger RNA, 558 nt
Organism: Rhizoctonia solani
Lineage: Eukaryota; Fungi; Basidiomycota; Agaricomycetes; Cantharellales; Ceratobasidiaceae
Exons: 2
Coding region: 1-558 (185 amino acids)
Source: RefSeq, a predicted model, not a curated record
AUGGACGUCGAGCCCAAACCCAACAUGAGGAUCGUCGCGCGUACUAUGACCCGCGGAUCAAGUCUGGAGCACUUCCCCAACGAACGCCCAUAUAGCCCAACUUCAGUCGAGACGAAAGUACCUAAUGGUGCUGCCUCUCCUACGAUGGGCUGUAUACCGAGUAAGCCUCCGCCCGAACCAUCUGCGCCAACCAGCAAAUCCGCUCCCAAGCCUAAUGAGGCAUCUGGUGCAUCAAAUAUCCAACAUAUUCCCGAGGUGACUGUUCACGAGGCUACACCUACUCAUAGCCGGAAGAGUACAGAGCCACCGAAACUUGAAGACAAGAGAGCAAAGGACACAGGCAUUGCCAACGCUGAUGGCUCGGCGAGUGGAGGAACAGGCGGGACUGCCGCUGGAGCAGUCGCAACAGGUGCUGCUGGAGGAGAUGCCGGUGGUAGCGGAGGAGGAGGAGGAGGAAGGAGGAGGGUGGGGGAGAAUAGAAUGGCAAGUUCUGGAUACCCCACCCGGAUGAACUAUGCAAAGCUAGGUGCGCUGUACAAAUACUCCUGCUGUCUGUAA